Messenger RNA from Ipomoea nil (Japanese morning glory), 1279 nucleotides. RefSeq lists its product as uncharacterized. The record is from RefSeq and is a predicted model, not a curated record. NCBI's taxonomy places the organism in Eukaryota, Viridiplantae, Streptophyta, Magnoliopsida, Solanales, Convolvulaceae. The coding region runs from base 131 to 976 and encodes 281 amino acids. The transcript has 9 exons.
AAAUUAGAGUAAGUUGAGAAAUAAGAAAGGGCAAGCAUGUAUGGAAACGAAGAGUAGAAAAUAGGGGAAGGAGGAAAGCGGAGAAAGACGAAAGAAAUUGGGUGAAUCUUGAAGAAGAGAGAGGGCAAAGAUGCGAAACAGUGGGAGAGAAGAAGUAAAAUUGUUAGCGCAUAGAUUUUGUCUUCUUCUUCUGCUUCUCCUCUUCGCGUGCCGUUCUUCACCAGUUCUUGCUCAGUUAGAUCAGGAGGUAGAGGAAUUAUCGUCAAGAAUUCUUGACCAAGAGCAGUCAGGUGUUCACGAAAUUCAUUGCUCCAGAGAGAGAAGUCGAGUUGCAUGGAAAGUUAUACAGGAGUAUUUGAUGCCAUUCCUGGAACAAGAAAAGUAUGAGCUUUCAACGAAAUGUAGACUUCAUCCCAGUAAUGACAUUUACAGAGAUCAGGAGGAUCACAAGAUUCAUGUGGAUAUAAAUGAAUGGCGCUGUGGAUACUGCAAAAAAAGUUUCCGAGCUGAAAAAUUUCUCGAUCAGCAUUUUGACAACAGACAUUCUAAUCUUCUAAAUGUUAGUCAUAGCAAGUGCUUGGCCGAUUUGUGUGGAGCACUGCAUUGUGACGUUUUGGAUGAGUCAAAAUCUCGGAAGACCAAAUGCAAUCCUGCGUCUACUUCAAGGAAUCGUCAUUUAUGUGAGAGUCUUGCAAACGGCUGUUUUCCCGUUCACCAGGGUCCAAAAGCAAGUCGUCUUCAUGAGUUGUUUUUGCACCAAUUCUGUGAUGCCCAUUCUUGCUCAGGUCAGAAAAAACUUUUUCCUAGAGGAGGCAAGAAACAUACAAAUAGGUUCUACUUGGCAGCUUCAGUAUUAACAUUGAUGCUGCUCCCGAUAUUCUACCUAAUUGUUUAUCUCUAUCAAAGAGAAAUGAGAAGCGGAACACAGGAUCUUAAGCGCAUCGCAAAAGUUGGAAAAAAAGCAAAGCCUACUUAACGCAACUCGGAUUUCUUUGACCAUGGUUCAACAUCGAAGGUUCAUCCCGGGCAUCUUGGGAUUAAAUGAUCUUAUGGAAAAGUGGGGCUCAAAUUGACCAUGGUUUUUGUUGUAACAUUUCUAUAAACACCCAAGUAACAAUUUUGCUUGAGAUAUUACAAAUGAGCUUAUGGUUCAGAGUGCAAACAGAACAAAUCUCUCCAUAGGCUAAUUCUUUUGUGCCAGGACUCGCAUGUAUUGUAAUAUUCACAAUUUAUACAUAUACCAUCAUAUCAAAAAUAAGAGUAUGGGCUAGUUUCCUUA